AUGGAAGAUGCCGCCCAAGCUGCCGCAGCUCCUGGGGUUCCUGGGGCUCCUGCUCCAGGGCGCCGUGUAUGGCCUCCGCGACGGCAGGUGUUGCCGAAUCGCAGCAACAUCCCAGCGCAGCAGCGGCUCUUGCCGAUGCCAACCUUUGGGCGACAGCCAGUGGCUGUUGUGGCUGGACAGGUAGUGGAGGCUUCACCAGAAGGUGCGAAAAUAAUUCAGGGGCGAAUAGAACGUGGUCCCUGGCAUGAGACGGACUUGGAGAUUCCGGCAGACAUGCAACUUGAAAGGGGGAGCACCGGUCAGCUUGUCAGCAAGUACAGAGGACUUGGUCGGACUUUGAUGGUAAACUCUGUGGUCAUCAUCACCUUGUACUUCUUAACAAGUGCUGCGUUUUUCUACUUUUCCAACGAUGUCCCCAGGACUUGCAACGUGGACUUCAGCUCAACCUUUAUUUGGCUUGGGGGUUGCGAAGCAAUUCUUGGGUUGACGAUGACCUGCUUCCUAGGUGUUGCAUACCGAAUGCUUUGGGCCCUAUACCAUGGCGAAAUCGCCCAGAAGUAUAGGUUCCAGUGUAGGGACGAGGAGGCGGACUCAGAGGAGAGUGAUUUCGAGGAGCAGGCCACACUUGCUCGCCAUUGCUUGUUGGUACCGCGCUUCAUCUACUGCCUUGCGACUGUCUCAACCUUGCUGCUUUGGCUAAAUGGUGUGUAUCAGGCCAUGUCGGCCAAGGAGCAAAUGUGUGGUCGUUCUGCUGAGGUCUUUUGGCUCUUGGCCUUCAUCAUGAUGGCCACAACUUGCUACGCGUCAGAUGGCACAGAAUAUCACAGCAGCAGCAAUCAGCAGCAAAUGAGAGAGAGAGAGAGGAGCUUUCGAGCACGUGCUUCUUUUGUGCGAGCAGCACAGCGCAGCGCACUGUGCAGCAUCAAGGCAGCUUCUUACGAUCAGCAAGAUGAUUGGUUGUGGAAGUUGCCAGAUGACAAGCACGAGGAUGAAAUCAUCCCACCGAGCAGCUGGUGGAUGUUCUGUGUUACUGCAGCUGCCCCAGAUAUGCUGCUGGACGCAUUCAAGUGUUCAGCCUUUUCACUCUUGCUCCUGACGCGUGCGUUGCUUGAGAACAUGAGAUUCAGUGCAUUUGUGAUCGCCAGUGUUUUCGUGAGCUAUGUGGGCUAUGGAAUGCGACAUGGCAUGGAUGAUGACAAGGAGGCUGCCGAGCUGGCAACGGAAACUGUUCACCUCGUGGAAAGUGGCGACCCACUUGGGGAUGCCGCCGAAGCUGGGAAUGUGGAGUUGGUCAAGAAGCUGCUGAAGGGCAGGGGCAAACUCAAGGUGCACGCCACGGACGGCAAUGGCGAAACCCCAUUGAUUCGUGCGUCCCGAAACAACCACAUCGAAGUCGUCAAGUUGUUGAUCUCUGCUGGAGCUGACCCCAACAAAAUUGGAGGUCGUCAGAGUCCUUUAAUGGUGGCGGCCUACCAUGGUUACGUGGAGCUGAUGAAGCUGCUGCUUGGCGCUUUUGCCAAGGUGGACCUUCGGUUUUCGGGCCAGAGCGUGACAGCUUUGUUCAUGGCGUUGAAGCAUCCGGAGGCUGUGAAGGUGCUAUUGAAUGCCAAGGCGACUGUGAAUGCCGUGGCAGAGUACGAUGACAAGACGCCGCUACACCAAGCAGCUCAACACGGGUUUGCUGAGACGGUGAAGUUGCUGUUGGCUGCGGGGGCAAUCGUCAACAAGAAGAACGGAGACGGCUGGACUCCGCUGUUCAGCGCCGCCCGUUACGGUCACACAGAUGUCAUGAAGCUUCUGCUGGACGCUGGGGCGGAGGUCAAUGUGGUGAACAUGCACGACCAAACUCCGCUGCACGUAGCCACCUGGAGCGGCAAAGCCGAUGCCGUGAAGCUUUUGCUGGAGCACCACGCCUCCGUCAACGUGGUGGACGACUCGGGGUCCACGCCGUUGAUCACGGCCGCGCAGGAGAACGCCGAAAUGGUGAAGUUGUUGCUGGAUGCCAAGGCAGAGGUGAACGUGAAACUCGACAAGUACCUCACCACCCCCUUGCACCAAGCGGCUAAGAACAAUCUGCUUGAAGCGGCCAAGAUGUUGUUGGAUGCUGGGGCAGAUGUGAAUCCCAAGGACAGUGAAGGCGAAACGCCCUUUGAUUAUGCCACUGACGGUGCGAAGGAGCUGUUGGCGGAGCAUGGUGGCGUGGAAGGAAAGUCAUGGGCCUGGCUGGGAAAACGUGCGAUGAAGAAAAUUGUCGGGUGA
Cladocopium goreaui is the source of this 2259-nucleotide messenger RNA. The record is from the annotation of a GenBank genome assembly. Lineage: Eukaryota; Dinophyceae; Suessiales; Symbiodiniaceae.